Messenger RNA from Solanum pennellii, 1248 nucleotides. Its product is annotated as probable inactive poly [ADP-ribose] polymerase SRO2. Lineage: Eukaryota; Viridiplantae; Streptophyta; Magnoliopsida; Solanales; Solanaceae. Gene Ontology annotation, molecular function: NAD+ poly-ADP-ribosyltransferase activity. The record is from RefSeq and is a predicted model, not a curated record.
UUUCUUAGAGCCUAAGUUUCUCCAACUAUUUAUCUAAUGUCUUACUUACUUUUUAGAUGAAUCAAUUUGGAGAUCAUAAUGAUCAAGUUUCCAUGACAAUAGAUAAUGAAAAAAUGUUACUCUCUUUCGAUUCCGAAGUCGAGCCUCCUAGUUCAACAUAUCAUAAUUCCUUCAGGUCGUUCAAGAAAAAUGGGAUGAUCGAAUUAGAGGAACGUAACAAAGAACAUGAUUUAAUCAAGGCAGGUUUUCUUAGUGGAAUGGGGCAAUUAGGAAAGGAAGUUGAAAUUGUGGCUAUACAUAAGAAUUCAUGUUCAACUAUAUUAGGGCAAGCGAGGUUAGAAAGUUUUCGUAUUUAUUCCGAAGCAAUGCGGAAGAAAUGUGGUGGAAAUGCUAAUAUUAAAUAUGCUUGGUUUGGUUCUUCCAAAGAUGAAAUUUGUAACAUAAUUUCACAUGGAUUUUCUACAAUUACUGAACCAAAAUCAGGAGAAUGUUUUGGUAUUGGUGUUCAUCUUUAUCCUGCAAAUAUCCAUGGGGUAUUAUCGGCAUUGGAAGAUGAGAAUGGAUUAAGGCAUAUGUUACUUUGUAGAGUAAUAUUAGGAAAUACAGAAAUAAUUGAGGCUUCAUCCAAACAAUUUCAGCCAACUUGUCAAGAUUUUGACUCUGGGGUUGACAAUUAUUUGGCUCCUAAAACAUACAUUAUUUGGCCUUCUUAUAUGAAUUCUCAUAUUUUACCAAAUUUUCUAGUAAGUUUUAGGUCUACUCCAAGUUACUUAUUAGGUGCUUCUACGAAAAUCAAGAAAGUUCCUCCAAAACCGAAUUCUCGUAUAAAGUUUCAUGAUUUAUUGCGUGUGCUUUCCAAAUAUUUACAUCCAUCGAGAAUGGUUUUGAUCUCAAAAUACUAUGAAGAUUUUCAGAAAAAUAAGAUCACAAAAUUAGUACUCGUUCGAAAAUUGAGGCAAAUAGCUGGAGAUACUUUUAAGAGCUGUCAUGAAAUUGUAUCCAAAUACUACUAUUUAAGUUGUGAACCAGAGAAAAGAGCUUGUAAAUUCCGUGAGAACGAAGGUGAUAAAGUUGCUAGCGAUAUGAUGAGACGGAGUUUAUCAAAGUGUGAAAAGAAAAUUUUCCCUUGUUUUUCGACUACAACAAGUUUUUCAUUUAUGAAGUUGUAUAGUAUUUAAGCGAUGUACCAAUUGUAUUAAACGAAUAAUAUUAAUUACAUAUUGAAUUGUGAUGUUACUUAUUUGAGAA